Messenger RNA from Thermothelomyces thermophilus ATCC 42464, 962 nucleotides. RefSeq lists its product as uncharacterized. Gene Ontology annotation, cellular component: PAM complex, Tim23 associated import motor. Gene Ontology annotation, biological process: protein import into mitochondrial matrix. The transcript is spliced from 2 exons. Bases 248 to 673 code for a protein of 141 amino acids. Gene Ontology annotation, molecular function: ATPase activator activity. The record is from RefSeq and is a predicted model, not a curated record. Lineage: Eukaryota; Fungi; Ascomycota; Sordariomycetes; Sordariales; Chaetomiaceae.
GCUAGCUCCGCAACAAGGGAGGCAAAUCGAUCGUGUCCCGCCGAGAACCCGGGCAGAAAAAAGUUCCCGUCGGCUUCCAUCAUCAGAGGCGAUCACCAGAAAAGCGCAUCGUCGCAAUCAACGAACCAUAACCACCACCCCGAGGUCCACGGCCACAGUGCAAUCGAUAUAAACCCCGUUUGAGUCCACAAACAACUAUACAUAUACAUUUGAGAGAAAAAAACAUCACGAGCCGAAACGAGCAACAAUGUCCUCAGCACUCGCCAUCGGCGCUGGUGUCGCCGUCGCCGCUUUCCUCGUACGGUUUCCCGUCCUCCCCCAAUCCUCCUACAAUCCCUCCAACCACAGCAAAGCGAAGAGAAGCGCGCGCAAAGCUAACCACUCUCUCUUUUCCUCCGCAAAACAGGGCAGAGCUGGCCUGGUAGCCUGGCGGCGCUCGCGCGGCGGCGUCGGCGCGCUCGGCAAGGCCUUCUACAAGGGCGGUUUCGAGCCGCGGAUGACCAAGCGCGAGGCGGCGCUCAUCUUGUCGCUCAAUGAGAGCGGCAUCACCAAGGAGAAGGUGCGCAAGGCGCACCGCACGCUCAUGCUGCUCAACCAUCCCGACCGCGGCGGGAGCCCAUACCUGGCGAGCAAGGUGAACGAGGCGAAGGAGUUUCUGGAGAAGAACACGUGAGGGGACAAAAGCCAAGCCCGGACGGACGAGCCCCCCACUUCUUCUUUCCUCUGCUUCUUCUUUGAUGGAGGAGGGAAGGAAACAGUGCGACGGGGCGAUGGGCGUGAUGGGGAAGCAACGGGGGCCUAAGUCGACGAGUUUUCAUCCGGACGAUUUUUUCCCCGCCGAGCCUACGAUCCGAGGGGCCACACGGACCGGACCGGAUCGCCGUCGCAGAUGACGCGGCGAAUCUAUCUUGCGCGUUCUCGAUCAACUCUAACCUCCUUGCGCGGAGUCUGAGUGUCUUUGC